AUGUCUAACACUGCAGCAUCCAAGCCCACCAAGUUUGGACAGAUAGAUGAUUUUGAUGGAAUGCCAGACCAAGCCAGUGGAUGGAUGUUGUCGGUCAAAGCAUAUUUUGACGUAAAUGAUGCCAUGUAUGACUCAGAUAAAAAAAAGGUUUUUGAAGCACUUUCCCACAUGAAAGAAGGAGCAGACCUAGUGUGGAAAGAAACCAAAUUAACGGAAUACACAGGAUUGGGCAAAUACCCAAAAUGGAUGGACUUCAAAACCGAUUUUAACGGGCCAUUUAUUACCACAGACGUAAAAGGCACGACCAACAUGGCCUUCAUGACGAUGAAAAUGGAAACAGGAGAAACAGCAGUAAAGUUCAACUCCCACUUUAUGGUAGAAGCAGGAAAGAGCGGCUUAAGUGACGAAGGACUAAUCAUGAUGAGCACUGUCACUGGCCUAGAUGCUAACUGGACAAACUCGAACAGUAUCAGCAAAGGAAAGUGGGGAAAGAAGGGAGAGAAGAAGAAAGAGGAAAAAGGUGGAAGAAGCCAGUCGUCCUCGGCAAAAUGUUUAACCAAAGACAAAGAAGAUUCUCUCAAACAAGAAGGGCAAUGCUUCAUAUGCAAAGAACAAGGACAUAUUUUACAGUUCUGUCCAGAAAAGAAGAAAGGGAAACAACCAGACCGGAGAAUUUGA
Molecule: messenger RNA, 678 nt
Organism: Serpula lacrymans var. lacrymans S7.9
Lineage: Eukaryota; Fungi; Basidiomycota; Agaricomycetes; Boletales; Serpulaceae
Exons: 2
Coding region: 1-678 (225 amino acids)
Molecular function (GO): nucleic acid binding; zinc ion binding
Source: RefSeq, a predicted model, not a curated record